AGAGAGAGAGGUUAUCUGAGAGGGUUAGAGGGAGGGAGAGAGGUCUUAAGACAGAGAGAGGUUGUUCACCAUUCAGAUAAUUUUUCACAGGGUCAGGAUGGGCACACAAAGGUCAGAUCUUGGCUUGACAUGGGAGCCAUUGGGGGACGGGAUAGAGGACGAAGUGGAGGAUGAGGAGGGCAGGUGUGACGAAGAUGGGGUGUUUUCGUACGGGGGGUACGAACUGUCAGUGGCCCAGGAGAAAGGAGAGACGACGACCAGGAGCCCCGAGACAGACCCAGACACGGUCAUCAGCCUGAAGACCGAUAAGGCAGGGAGGCUGGUGUUGGAGACGCUGGAUGACCUCAACAACAUCAUGCUGCUGAGGAAGAGGAAGAGAGAGAGGAAGACUCCUGCCUCGAAGCCCAUCCCUGCCACUGCACCGCUGCUGCCCUACUACGUGGACGAGGAGGACUUCUUCAAGGCCUGUGAGCAUAACCAGCUGCCUGUCAUCGAGAAGUUCCUCAAGGACGGAGGAGACGUCAAUGCCCAGGACAACUUCCAGAGGACCGGUCUCCACAAAGCGUGCUUUCGGGGUCACAUAGAUGUCGCCCGGAGACUGGUGGAGGCUAAAGCUGACGUCCACAUGAGGGACAAGCUGGGCUCGUCAUGUGUCCACGCUGCCUGUAGGGGGGGCUGCCUCUCCGUCCUGGAGCUCCUCCUGGAUAACGGAGCCGCUACCUCCGAUAAAGACAAGAUGGACAGUACACCUCUCCACGUGUCGGUGAGAAUUGGUCAUUACGACUUCGUUGAGCAUUUAAUUCGCUGUGGAGCCGAGAUAAACGCUGUAGACAAGGAAGGAGACAGUCCUCUUCAUGACGCUGUGAAGGUCAAUGGUGUUAAACUGAUAGAGCUGCUGGUUGCCUACGGAGCAGACCAGAGGCUCAUCAACCAGGAAGGACAAUGUCCGCUGGACAGUGUCCUGGAGUGGCAGAACGGAGCCAAGACUCUACUGGCCAAACCGGGAGCUACGGGCUAAUCUGGCCAUAAUAGUUACUAGCUAAUCUAGCUACACCCCUUCAUAUAUAUAUAUAUAUAUAUAUAUAUAUAUAUAGGCUUUGAAUAAUAUGGAAAGCUAUUACUUUACUUUGCAAUAUCUAUCAUUGUCUCGGGCAACUUACUUACACAAUGUAGUUAAAUAGGUAGCUUGUCCUGUCAAUAGUUAGUAUUUUAUUUGUAUACAAUGAUUGUGUGCAAUUGUUUCAAUACUGUAGUCUAUUGAAAGAAGGUUGAGUUUCAUGCAGUUGUAAUGUGCAGGCCUGCAUGUAAGUGUGACAUCACAUCAGAAUAAAGAGUUGGAUGACGA
Gadus macrocephalus (Pacific cod) is the source of this 1345-nucleotide messenger RNA. Its product is annotated as ankyrin repeat domain-containing protein 1-like. Gene Ontology annotation, cellular component: cytoplasm; nucleus. NCBI's taxonomy places the organism in Eukaryota, Metazoa, Chordata, Actinopteri, Gadiformes, Gadidae. Gene Ontology annotation, molecular function: protein binding. The transcript is spliced from 10 exons. Bases 98 to 1018 code for a protein of 306 amino acids. The record is from RefSeq and is a predicted model, not a curated record.